This is a messenger RNA of Guillardia theta CCMP2712, 483 nucleotides long. RefSeq lists its product as hypothetical. The record is from RefSeq and is a predicted model, not a curated record. The transcript has 4 exons. NCBI's taxonomy places the organism in Eukaryota, Cryptophyceae, Pyrenomonadales, Geminigeraceae. The coding region runs from base 1 to 483 and encodes 160 amino acids.
AUGCAGCGCGAGUCUUUGUCGAGGCUGGACAUUCGAGAGUCUGUCAACACCCAGCAGAGUCUGCGUGAAUGCUUGGAAAAUCUCAAGAUAGACAACGUCUCAGAGUUGUCAAAGUUCAGGCAGGAGGAGAUCCGUGAGCUGGACCUGCCGUCAGAAGCCAAACAGUCUCUGCUGUCAUUGCAUGCCCAUUGCAUGGACGAGAACACGACUCUCAAGGAUCUGUUAGAAAGUCUUGAGCAGGAGGACUCACAAGAUGCCAAGUUUCGCAUUUUGCGCUCGCGAGAGUUGAGAAAUGUUCAGCAGAGUCACACAAUCAGGCGUCUGUCGGACCUCUCGCUGUCAAGCAAGGAGCAUGCUCUCCUCAGCGAUCGGGGGCAUCUCGGCCUCUCAGCCCAGCGCGAGGACCUCGGGAAAGAGAAGUCGAUCCCUCGUCGACCUCCCCGACUGGUUCCUCCAACCUCUUCUUCUGCUCUUGCGCCCUGA